CCAGAGUGCUCCGGCAGCGGCAGACGUCUGAGGCAGCAGUUUCCGGUGUCCAACUACCGGCGAUCAGCUGAUCACUGACAGGAUACCAAGAUGGUGGCUGUGAUGGUGAGCCUGUUGGUAUUGGCCGCUCCAGCCCUCGCAGUAGAGACGGUCCAGACCUGUCAGUGUAUGGAGUAUUGGACUUGUGUACUGGGGGGCGGUAUGCCGACGACGUACUGUGGACUGACUGAGAGCAGUGUCUGCUGCUUCCCUAGGCCACCCAGGCUCGGCAGCCACUCGCACUCCAGUUGCGGCCGCAAAGGAGCGGACUCGGGCAUCAAGGGGGUGGCAGGCGCAGGGGAAUGGCCCUGGCAUGCAGCCAUCUUGGAAAAAGACAAUGCGGUGUACGUCUGUGGCGCCUCUCUCAUAGACGAGUCCUGGGUGCUGACAGCAGCCCAUUGUGUGGAGAAGUUCAUUCGAUCCAUUCAGCUGCUAAAGGUGCGGUUAGGUGAGCAUGACGUCAGCACUACGGACGAGCCUACGGAGCAUGAGGAGCGAAAUGUGGCCCAGGUGGUGGUUCAUCCGAAUUUCGACAACAAGACCCUUGUGAACGACCUGGCCCUUGUACGUUUGGAGAAGGCUGCUAGGCGCCGCAGUAACAUCGACAUUGUCUGCGUCCCAUCCGAUCAACUCCCCCUCUCCAGGAAUAAGACUUGCUACGUCACUGGCUGGGGGAAACAAACCGAAGAUUCCAACCACUCUGUGGUACUGAAGGAGAUUCCAGUUCCCCUAUGGGAGAAUCAAGCCUGCGAGAAAGCGCUGCGGACCAGUUUUGGCGCUCGAUUUUCCUUACCACCUACAGCGGUAUGCGCAGGCGCCGAAGGUAGAGAUGCUUGUGACGGUGACGGGGGAGGACCACUGGUCUGCGAGGACAGAGGACGCUGGUUCCAGGUCGGUAUAGUCAGUUUCGGCGUUGGCUGUGGCCGUGCAGACGUUCCAGGCGUCUAUACAAGAGUCAGCUUCUACCAGAAUUGGCUUCACGACGUGGUCAUUCAAAACAGGAGGAACAAAGCUUGACAUCCGAGUAUUUUUAGUUAUAAUUGUUGAGUAGCCGCUGGACUGCGAGAUAAAUUCCACGAAGUAAACCUGGAAAACAUUUAUCCUGCAAGCACUUCAAUAAGAAAUUUCAGUUCUCUGGUUUUAUAGUUAUAAACAGACUGUUCUUUUUAAACAUCGCAAUGCUGUUUCUUCAUAAAAUAACACUUUUCGUUCUCAGUAUUAGGAGUUGAUUUGUAGGAAGUGAAGGAAGUAAAACAGGGUGAAGUGUGUCUUCAUUCAUAUUCUACUGCAUAGGUACAUUGAUAAAAGGUUUAAGGUAAAUGCAGUUUGACUUCAGUGGACGUUCGGUAUCGUUCAUUAUAUCCAAAGGGCCUAGAGGGUGUGGGCUCUGCAUUAAGUGUGGAUCAGGCUUUUGCAAUUCGAUGACCAUUAAAUGCAAUAUCAUAUAUAUAUAUAUAUUUAUAUAUAUAUAUAUAUAUAUAUAUAUAUAUAUAUAUAUAUAUGAUAUAACACUGUCAGAGUUCUGGUGUUCAUCAGACAAAUGUUUCUUAUUGUUUUAUAUAAAAAAAAAACUCAUUAUAUAAACAUUUAAUACGUCAUAUUAGAUGUUUCCUUAUCGUAUUGUCCAAUAAGUUCAAAGUGGACAUAAUAUGUACAUUAUUUAAAAAAUGUUUGCUGUUCUUAGAGUCUACUAAACCACUAAGAAUCAUUUGCUUUUUUACUUUGGGUUAUAAAAAAGCAUUGAGAUUAGUUCCACAUUGUAAUAUACUGUUAUAAUGUCAGUUAUAUAAGAUAGGUAUAUUUUUCUAUAUAAUUUUAAAGUAUAAACUUAAAUUGUAUCACUAAUCUAUGAACAUUUAUUCACUUCUUUACAAAGUCACCAUGAACAUUUAAACAUUUUUUAACUCGUGGCACAGCUUUUGGAUCCCAUCAUCAAAGAACUCUGCCACCUGACAGUUAAACCAGUUAGUAAUAGUUUUUUUCAACAUGUCAUCAUUUUCCAAGCGCUUCCUACCAACAAAUUCCUUAAGCAUGCAGGACAAUGUAUGGGUGGUACCAUCCAUGUGGUGACAAUUUUUAAUCUCUUUUCUUCUUUAAAUUUCAACCGAUUUUAAUUUUGAAAACUGAUAUGUAAACUAAAUAAUAGUGGAAUUUGUUGUGUAGAGUCUUAAAACCUAUUUUAUUAAUAUUAAACAAUACGUAACUUCUAUUUGAAAUCUCAAAAUAAAAAUUUGCUGGAAAUAAUUUUUUGGAGUGAGAUUUUUCAUGAACUUUGGAAUUUUAAAUUUUAAAAUAGGUUGAAUAGUUCGAACUGAAUCCUGUUUUCCGUCAUUUCCGGUAUUAAUUUCUUGCUAGAGAUGCGCCACCAUGCCUCCCGGCAGUUCUCGUUCUUCAUGAUUUACAUACCAAAAUAUUAUACAGGAAUAUUGGGCGACCAACAGUAAAGAGCUGCAAUAAGUAGUGUUUGUAAAUUCUAUUUUUAAUUUUUUGUCUGGGGAAUCAACAUGUACUUGUGUGUAUGUUCUUGCGAUGGAGGGUACAGGUCCAGGGAUAUUUCCAUGUCGAAUGUGAUAUAAUACACAAUUACGAAAAUUACAAAUAAAGAAGCUGUCGUCUGGUGAUUCAACAAAUAUAUUAUUCAUAGUACGAGGAAUAAGGAUAGGUGAUUGAAAUGUAAUAGUGGCUUGCGAUUUGUAAUCAAUUAAUUGUAUCUUGAUGGGAUCGGAACGUUACAGUGUUUUGAGGUUGUGGGGUGGGGAAAGGAGACCGGAAGCAAUGCCCAAAAAAGAAACGACUUAUUUUGUCGCGAAAUGCGAAUUUUAUCAAACCGUGAUUUAUCCGAUCGAAUUAUUCAACCGAUUUCAGAAGCAAAAGUUUAAGAAUUCAUUGUUUAAAAAUUACUUCCUGCAAAUUUUAAGUUUCAACUUUUAAAUAGAAGUUAUACACUAUAGUUUUAUUAUUAUAAAAACUAAAAUAUAAUUUGUCUCAUUUAAGUACUGCUCCGUGGUGGUUUCAGUUUGGAACUAAUCCCGGCACGUUUAGCCUUAACCCUAGAACGACCAUGGAGCUAUUUUGAAAUUCUGCGAAUAUCACCUUCGGUGGCCGUGCAGCUGCAAUAUGGUCGUUUAAGCAGCAUUUAUUACUAAUCACCAAACUUCAUACGCUAGUAAUUUAUAUAUAAAUCGAAACAUAAUGCGAAUCUUUAAAAGCCGCUUAGUUUGUAUAAUUGUAAUAAAAACUAUGUAAUAACGUGAGAAUUUGCCCCCCGGUAGCUGACGUUUGCAUAAGUUUUGAAAAAUCACAGGUGGGUUGGUUCGUAGACGAUGGCCAUCCAAAAUGUACCGCUGAAAGCUCAAAUCAACACGAAAUCUUUCCUGUUGUAAGUCUUUUACUACAACAAACUAUUUUUGAGUUAUUAAUACAUUAUUUUACGUCUGGAAUCAGUAUUUUUCUGUGCAAGAGCCACAAAAAUAUUUCUAUCCAAAAAGUUUAUUGUUUGUGUAAUUUAGAAGAUAUCAAGGUAAAAUGAUAUAAUUCAAGCUAAAGAGGUCUUCUAUUGGCUAAAAUAAACUAAUUGUGUAUUUGUUGUUUCUGCAAAACAAGUAGUGUAUACUUUAUAUGUAUACGUUCAGUUAGCUGCCAUUCUUUUGAACCUUUGGUUCGCGUCUGCAAUAUUUUCAGUGAACAUGUUUUACAGUAUUCGGAUUGUUUUGUAAAAUAUACGAUUUAUUGUUGUAGUAACAUUUGUAUUGAAGUGAAAAUAGUUAUAAAAAUAGGUAAAUAGUUAGUUAGCUUAGUUUAUUGUUAAACAUAUGAUAAAAUAUAUUGUGUUCAUGAUAAAA
This is a messenger RNA of Homalodisca vitripennis (glassy-winged sharpshooter), 3881 nucleotides long. RefSeq names its product phenoloxidase-activating factor 2-like. The record is from RefSeq and is a predicted model, not a curated record. Gene Ontology annotation, biological process: proteolysis. Lineage: Eukaryota; Metazoa; Arthropoda; Insecta; Hemiptera; Cicadellidae. Bases 91 to 1056 code for a protein of 321 amino acids. Gene Ontology annotation, molecular function: serine-type endopeptidase activity. The transcript has 8 exons.